UCAACUGCAAACAGUCAAUAAACUAUAUUACAUGGCACGGGUCAUUUGGGACCAGUUCACCCAGUUGAUGCCAAUGGAAGCAGACGGGAUGGCGCUUGGAUGGGUGAUACUGACGCUCAGCCUCUAUUUUGGACUGUCUGCUGCAUCCAGCGUCCCAGUUCAGACGGUGACAACACAGCCAGUAUUUACAGAAGUGAGCGCCUCCCACGAUGACCAGUACUGCAGCACAUGGGGAAACUAUCAUUUCAGGACUUUUGAUGGAGAAUUCUUCCAGCUUCGCUCCAAUUGCAACUAUCUCCUUGCAUCCAACUGCAAGGGCAGCUAUGAAGACUUUAACAUCCAGUUGCAACGGCAAGAAAUGGGCUUGGCCGUUCCUCUCAAGCGUGUCACUAUGAGACUGGAGGGAGCGGUAGUGGAAUUGUCAAACUCCUCCAUCCUGGUCAAUGAUGGAAUUGUGACGCUGCCUUUCAGUCAGGCAGGCCUCUCUAUUGUAAAAACAUUCUCCUACGUUAAGUUUGAGGCAGCAAGUGGUGUGGUUGUCAUGUGGAAUGAAGAAGACACGGUUUGGGUUGAGUUGGAUGCAAAGUACAAGAAUCAGACUUGUGGUUUGUGCGGUGACUUCAAUGGUGAUCACACUGAUGGGCCACCUGAGGAAUUAGACGAGGCCUGGAAAACCAACGGUCCAACUGACAACUGUAACGAAAUCUUGCCGCCUUUCCCUCAAACCUGCUCAAUAAGUCAGAGAGCCGAAUGUGAGACUUUCGUGUCUGGGGCUGCUUUCCUCAGCUGUCUUGACCGAAUCAACAGUGCGGCCUUCGUAGAAGCUUGUGUGAGGGACUUGUGCUCCUGUAAAAGCAACUCCACAUCUUGCUUAUGUUCAACCAUCGCAGAGUACUCGCGCCAGUGCGCACACGCGGGCGGAGCGCCGCAGGAAUGGAAUGCACAUUUGUGCGUGAAAAAAAUGUGCCCGGUUAACAUGGAGUACAAACAAUGUGGAAGCCCUUGCACGGACACCUGCAGUGACCCACAGAGGAGCCAAGUGUGUGAGGAACACUGCGUAGAUGGAUGCUUCUGCCCAGCUGGGACCGUCUUGGAUGACAUUGGUGAUCGUGGCUGCUUACCUGUGGACCAGUGCUCUUGUAUGCACAACGGCACGCCUUACAAACCUGGCGAAUCCUACUCUCGGGCCUGUCAGACAUGCACGUGUACUCAGGGCGAGUGGAGGUGCCAUGACACCGACUGUCCUGGUGUCUGCUCUGUAUUGGGUGGCUCACACAUCUCCACUUAUGAUGAUAAGACAUACACUUUCCAUGGAGACUGCUCUUACGUUCUCACAAAGGAGACGAAUGGCACUUUCAUUGUCCUGGGUGACCUUGUCAAGUGUGAAAAAUCCGAUAAAUCAACUUGCCUGACUGCAGUCACUCUAUUGCUGCCAAAAUCCACGAUGAUGAUUGCUGUUGACUCGAGUGGUCAAGUUUUCGUCAACAAACUCACCUCUCGUCUGCCUUUCUUCACCGAUGAUGUCACAAUUUUCAGCCCAUCCACUUUUUACGUUGUGAUCCACACUGUCUACGGGCUUCACCUCGAGGUUCAGCUCACGCCCAUCAUGCAGGUUUAUAUCAAAGUCAGUCUUCCCCAUAAAGGAAAACUCCUUGGUCUUUGUGGGGAUUUUAACGACGUUGAAUGCAAUGACUUCCAAACCAGAAGUGGGAUGAUCGAAGGGACGGCUGCCGCAUUUGCCAACUCGUGGAAGACGAAAGGAGGCUGUCCAGAAGUCAACAAUACACUUGGUGACCCGUGUCUUUUGAGUGUAGAUAAGGAAAAAUAUGCUCACCACUGGUGCUCCAUACUCAUCGACACAACAGGGGUGUUUUCCAAGUGCCAUUCCGAGAUUAACCCAGAGGACUAUCUCACUUCGUGUAUAUAUGACACGUGUGCUGGCGAAAACAGUUUGGACUCCGUAUGUGCUGCUAUAUCUUCCUACGUUCACGCGUGCGCCGCCGCCGGCAUCUCCUUGACAGGAUGGCGGGAGGUUGUGUGUGGGAAAUACACAUCAAACUGCCCUUCAACUUUGGUGUUCGACUACCACAUGACAAGUUGUGGUCGCACGUGCCGCUCUCUGGGUCAGCCAGACUUAACCUGCGAUGUCGAUUUGACCCCGGUGGACGGCUGCGGCUGCGCUCAGGGAACUUACCUCAACGAGAGAGGCGAGUGUGUGCCGGAUUUCCAGUGCUCCUGCCAUGUAGGAGACACGGUGAUACGGCCUAAGCAGAUCAUCAGGGUUCAUGGACAAAGUUGCAUCUGCCAUGGUGGAAAACUCACCUGUUCGGGAAACCUUCUAACUGAAUCAUGCAGUGCUCCAAUGACUUUCUUCAACUGCUCAAGUGCAAAGCCUGGCGACACGGGGCCAGAGUGCCAGAGAACUUGUCAGACGCUGGACACAGAAUGUGUUAGCACGCAUUGCGUCUCGGGCUGCAUGUGUCCUGCUGGCCUGUUAGCCGACGGUAAAGGAGGUUGUAUUGAGGAGACGCAUUGUCCCUGCACUUAUAACGGACAAUCCUACAAACCUGGAGAGACUGUUAAAGUGGACUGCAACACCUGCACAUGUAAGAGCCAGCAGUGGGAAUGCACCCAUCGGCAGUGUGAUGGAACCUGUACGAUAUAUGGAGAAGGCCAUUACAUCACCUAUGACGACAAGAAAUUCUCCUUUAAUGGGGACUGUGGUUAUGUCUUUACUCAGAAUUACUGUGGGGACAACAAGAAUGGCACCUUCAGGGUCCUGACCGAGAACAUUCCGUGUGGACCAAGUGAAAGCACCUGCUCUACUGCUAUCAAGCUCUACUUAGGGAACAUUGAAAUUGUCCUUAAAGAGGGAACGGUCAUCAAACAAAAAACAGGGUUAGAAAUACCUUAUAAAGUCCAUACCAUUGGAUUAUAUCUUGUCAUUGAGGCGAAGAAUGGUCUUGUUCUCAUCUGGAAUAAGAAGACAACCCUCAUGAUCAAACUGAGUUCCACAUUUAAGGGUAAAGUUUGUGGUCUGUGUGGGAAUUACGACGGAAACAUCAAGAAUGACUUUACCACCCGAAACAAAGAGGUGGUGGUAGACGCCUUUCAAUUCGGAAACAGCUGGAAAGUGUCACAGAGCUGUGCCAACACAAAUGCACUUAAAAGUCCCUGCACACUGUAUUCGCACAGACAAGCGUGGGCACUAAAACGCUGCAGCAUUAUCAAUAGUGCGGUGUUUGGUAUCUGCCAUUCAAAGGUGGAUCCCCAGUACUAUUAUAAUGCCUGUGUAAGAGACACGUGUGCCUGUAAUAGUGGAGGAGAUUGUGAAUGCUUCUGCUCUGCUGUAGCGGCCUAUGCAGCCGCCUGUAAUAAGGCUGGAGCUUGUAUCAAAUGGAGAACUCCGUCUGUUUGUCCUCUAUUCUGUGAUUACUACAAUCCUGACGGUGAGUGUGAAUGGCACUAUGAACCUUGUGGAAAACCUUGCAUGAAGACUUGCAGGAAUCCCUCUGGAAAGUGCUAUACCCAUAUUCCAGCUUUGGAAGGCUGCUAUCCAAGGUGUGCACCUGAUCAACCGUAUUUGGAAGAGGUAACAAUGAAGUGUGUGUCACUGGAGCAAUGUGGGUGCUACGAUGAUGAAGGAAAGCAUUAUGCAGAAAGAGAGAGAAUGCCUCAGAUAGAAAACUGUCAGAAAUGUCAAUGUUCUUCAUCGGAGAGGCAGUGCACCUACAGUGUUGAAGAUUGCACUUGUUCUUAUAAUGGGGAAAUAUACAAUUAUGGAGAUGUAGUAUACGAUACUCAUGAUGGAGACGGCACCUGUAUUACUGCCAUUUGUGGAGAACACGGAAAUAUUACAAGAGAAGUAAAAGUCUGCGGUUCCUCAACCACUCUGAUGCCAACAACAACAGAAUUUGUGUUUGUGACAACAGAAAGACCAACCUCUACAAAGGGCCAAACUACCACAGAGAAACCAACCACAACAACACUCCAAACCACCACAUUCACAAAAGGACCCACUACAAUUACAACAACAACAUCACUUAAGCCAUCCAUACCUACAACUCGCCAACCAUCAACACCAUCCGACUGUUUUGUUUGUCACUGGUCACAUUGGAUCAACAAUCAUUACCCUGCUCCUGUCCCCAGUGGUGGAGAUUAUGAAUCUAUAGCAAGAGUGAAUUAUCCAAGUCUGAAUGACUGCAAUCAACCACUUGAAAUUGAAUGCAGAGCAAAAGCAUUUCCUGAUGUACCUUUGGAUCAACUCGGUCAAAAAGUAACAUGCAACCCAACCGAUGGACUGAAAUGUCAGAACAAGGAACAAGGCAUACCUCCAAUUUGUUAUGACUAUGAGAUUAGAGUCAAAUGCUGCAUCAACCAUUGUGUUACUCCAACUAAAGCUACAACUACAAGGGGCACAGCAAGUGCAGGAACAACAGAAAAGCCCACCGCAACGACAACCGCAACCACAGAAAAGCCCACAACUAUGGCCAAAAUCACCAUCUCACCCACAGUAGAACCCACUACAAUUACUGCAGAACCCACCACGAUGACAACAACCACACAAAAGCCAUCCACACCAACAACCACUCCAACAAAGGCAACCACACUUACGACUGAACAGAUUAAAACCACCACUACCACAGAAAAACCCACCACCACAUUUACGCAAGAGGCCAGCACUACUGUUGCUGUAACAACACAAAAAUCCACAACUGUGACUGCUAUAACCAUCACAGCCACACAAUUACCCACCGCAGCUACAGAAAGACCAAUCACCGUUACAGAAUCUCCAAGCACAGCAACAGAGAUCCAAACCACAACAAUCGCAGUUACAGAAAAACCCAGUACAGCAUCAACGGAGAAGAUAAGCACAAUUGUUCCAACAACGGAAAACUCCACAACAACUACAGAAAGACCAAUUACUGCAACAACCAUGGUACAAAAACCGACAACCACAGUUUCACAAACUGCUGGCAUUACCACCACGACAUCCAAAUUUACAGAAAAAGUAACCGGAACAAUGACAGAGCAACCAAGCUCAACUGCCAAAACUACAGAAAAACUGACCACGGAAGUGACAGAAAAGCCUACCACCAUAACAACUGCAACGGUACCCACAACAAAGCCACCCAGAACAACAACAGAAGGUCCCACAACCAUUUCAGUCACAUCAACUGGAAAACCAAUGACCACAACAACCCCUGAAGUAGUCACAAAUACAAUUGUUCCAACCGCUCCAUCAACAGCACCCUUGAUAACAAUUACUACAGAGUCCCAGACUACAAUGACAGAAAAACCCACCACAGCAACCCUCCAUCCAACAACAUUUACAGAAGAACCCACCACUAUCAAAACCACUACACAAAAAACAUCCAAACCAACAACUACUCCCACAACAGUUACAACCGAAAAGGCCCAAACCACCACAACCACAGAAAAAACACCAUCAACACCAGCUGACUGUUUUGUUUGUCACUGGUCAGAUUGGAUCAACAAUCAUUACCCGGAUCCUUCCCUCAGUGGUGGAGAUUAUGAAUAUAUUGCAAACACAACUGAUCCAAGUCUGAAUGACUGCAAAAAAACACUUGAAAUAGAAUGCAGAGCAAAAGCAUUUCCUGACGUACCUUUGGAUCAGCUUGGUCAAAAAGUAAUAUGCAACCCAACCGAUGGACUUAUUUGCCACAACAAAGAACAAGGCAUACCUCCUAUUUGUUAUGACUAUGAGAUUAGAGUCAAAUGCUGCAUCAACCAUUGUGUUACUCCAACCAAAGCUACAACUACAAGGGCCACAACAAAUGCAGUAACAACAGAAAAGCCCACCCCUACAACAGCCACAACCACAGAAAAGCCCACAACUAUGGCCAAAACCACCAUCUCACCCACAGUACAACCCACCAUAAUGACAGCAGAACCCACCACGAUGACAACCACCACACAAAAGCCAUCCACACCAACAACUAGUCCAACAAAGGCAACAACACUUACUACUGAACAGAUUCAGACCAACACCACAGUAACGCAAGAGGCCAGCACUACUGUUGCUGUAACAACACAAAACCUCACAACUGUGGCUGCUACAACCAUCAAAGCAACACAACUACCCACCACAUCUACAGAAAGACCAACAACUUUUACAGAAUCUCCAAGCACAGCAACAGAGAUCCAAACCACAACAAUCGCAGAUACAGAAAAAACCAGCACAGCAUCAACGGAGAAGAUAAGCACAAUUGUUCCAACAAUGGAAAAACCCACAACUACCACAGAAAACCCCACAACUACAGAAAGACCAACUACUGCAACAACCAUAGUACAAAAACCCACAACCACAGUUUCACUAACUGCUGAAAUAACCACCACAACUUCCAAAGUUACAGAAAAAGUAACCGGAACGAUGACACAACAACCUAGCUCACCUGUCAAAACCACAGAAAAACUGACCACAGAAGCUACAGAAAAGCCUACCACCAUAACAACUGAAAGGAUACCCACAACAAAACCAAGAACAACAGAAGGCCACACAACAACUGCAGUCACAUCAACGUCAGAAAAACCCACCACAGCUACAGAAAACCUCCCCACCACAGUGACGCAAAAGGCCAGCACUACUGUUUACGUAACAACAGAAAAGACCACAGUGAGAAGUACGGCCAUCACAGCUACAGAAGAACCCACAACAGUCACAGAAAGACCAACCACAGUUACAGAAUCCGAAACUACAACAACCGCAGUUACAGAAAAACCCAGCACAGCAUCCACGGAGAAGAUAAGCACAAUUGUUCCAACAACGGAAAAACCCACAACUACCACAGAAAACCCCACAACAUCUACAGAAAGACCAACUACUGCAACAACCGUGGUACAGAAACCCACAACCAUAGUUUCACAAACUGCUGGCAUUACCACCACAACAUCCAAAGUUACAGAAAAAGUAACCGGAACAACAACACAACAACCGAGCUCAACUGCCCAAACCACAGAAAAAUGGACCAUGGAAGCUACAGAAAAGCCUACCACCAUCACAACUGAAAUGGUACCCACAACAAAACCACCAAGGACAACAACACAAAGUCCCACAACAACUGCAGUCACAUCAACUGGAAAACCAAUGACCACAACAACCCCUGAAGUAGUCACAAAUACAAUUGUUCCCACCGCUCCAUCAACAGCACCCUUGGUUACUUCCAAUAUCACCACCAUCCCCACAAAGCCUACCGCAGCGCCAACAGAAAAACCUUCAACAACAUUGUCAACAACUCCGACAACACCCGGCGGCACCACCCAGUGCUUCUGCAAAUACCUUGAUCAAAUUUUUACUCCUGGGACUACCAUUUACAACAAGACAGAUGGAGCAGGUUGGUGUUUCGUUGCAUAUUGCAAUGAGACUUGCAAUGUUGAGAAGUUUGCAGGACCGUGUCAGCCAACUACUCCACCAAGUCCCACCACCGCUUAUACAACCGCCAUAACGACCAAAGUUGUCACAACCGCCAGUACCAUCGGCGUAUCUACUGAAGCGCCCCACAAAGACUGCGAUUUUCUCAUCCCACCAAGAAAGCAUGGCGAGUCUUGGAUUUCAAGCAACUGUACCUUUUCGAGAUGCGAUGAUGGAAAAGUUCUGACAGAACAUAAGCCAUGCGAACCAAUAACCUUGCCUGUGUGUGAAAAUGGCCAACCACCAGUGAGGGUUUAUGAUGAAGAUGGUUGCUGCUUCCAUUACGAAUGCACCUGUAUUUGCAGUGGCUGGGGAGAUCCACACUAUGUGACAUUUGAUGGUCAAUACUACAGCUUUCAGAAAAACUGCACCUAUGUCCUGUUUAAAGAGAUUAUUCCUCGUCACAAUUUUACCGUCCUUAUUGACAAUGAAAACUGCGACGCCACCGGUGAAGUCACCUGUGCGAACAGCUUGAUUGUGUAUUACAAAAGCUAUGAAGUCAUUCUCACACAGGAGAGGGGCGCAAAUACAAUCAACACGGUCUACGUCAAUGGCAAGAAAGUCAUUCCAACGUACUCCAACGAAGACUUCAUCAUCACGAGCACUGCAAUCGAGCUGCUCCUGAGAAUCCCGGCGAUCGAAGCCAUUGUGACGUUCAAGGGACUUUUAUUCAGCGUUGACGUACCGUUUUCCCGUUUCCACAACAACACGGAGGGACAGUGCGGUACAUGUGACAAUAAUAGAAAGAAUGACUGCAGAUUACCCAGCGGGCAGAUUCAUUCCUCUUGCGCCGAUAUGGCUCAUGAGUGGUAUGUACCAGAUAAGAACAAACCAUACUGCGAGAAGCCACCUCCACCACCAACACCCAAUCCAACGCCAACGCAACCUACUUGUAACCCCGAAAUUUGUGAAAUUAUAAUCAGCAGUGUGUUUGAGGAAUGCCACAAAGUCAUCUCGCCAGAGGACUAUUAUGAGGCCUGUAAAUUUGAUGUGUGCCACAUGCCAAACUCCAGUGUGGGAUGCUCCAGUUUGGAGGCGUACGCCAUGAUGUGUACUGCUGCGUCGGUCUGUAUAGACUGGAGGAAUGCCACGCAGGGGCAGUGCGAAUAUAAAUGUCCUGCACAUAAAGUCUACAAACCAUGCGGGCCAAUUGUGGAACCAACUUGCAAUGAAAGAUACAAUAAAAAGUAUACACAGCAAUGCCAGGGAGAAAACUACUACCAGAGGUCUGACUGCAAUAUGUUUGUGGAGGGAUGUUUCUGCCCACCUGGCACCAUCUUAUUCGGUUCAAGCUCCGACAUCUGUGUCAUCGCCUGUUGCACUGGACCUGAUGGCGAACCGAAAGAGAUUGGUGACACCUGGCUGAGUGGCUGCCAACAGUGUGUCUGUGAUGCGGAGACGCUGAGCGUGCGGUGUGAACCUCGCUUUUGUCCCACUCAAGCACCCAUAACUUGUAAGGAAGGCGAGGUGUUGAUGAACCAAACGGUGGAUUGCUGCCAAACCCUGACAUGUGUUGCCCUUUCUUCCAAAUGUAAAAUAAACACAAAUGCCACCUACUUGCACGUAAAUAACUGCAAGUCAGUCGCGCCAGUGGAAAUGACAACCUGCGAGGGAUCCUGCGGCGCGUCAACGUCAAUGUACUCUGCGGUGAGCAACAGCCUGACGCACUCUUGCUCAUGUUGUCAAGAAACGGCCACCAGCAAGAAGGAAGUGGAGAUGAUUUGUGCUGAUGGCAGCAAGAUGAAACACUCCUACAUCUCGAUUGAAAAGUGUGACUGUCAACUCACACAUUGUACACAAAACACAACCCAUCAAUUUGGACAUUUUUAAUGGCUGUAUCAUAUGCAAGGAGGCCAGUCACGGUUCAAUAAAAUCAUUAAUUCUGCUUCAAAAAAACAAUUUGGCAAUCAAAGCUCUAUACUGUAUGUCAUGACCGCUUGUAUAAGAUCGAAGUCAAACAGAAUGUUUAUUUCACUGUAAACUAUACAUUCAAACCUAUGGAAAUGGCUCAGAACCAUUAGAGCCUAAAUAAACGAAGGAUUCAUAUUUAUUUAAGAAUAUUUGUAGCAUGUUUGGAAACUACACUAAGGUACCAUCAUUCAGGUUUAGCAAAUAUACUGUACUUCUAGCUGUUGAGUGUAAGUUGUUUGAUUUGGUUCUAUUUCAAAGUCUUCAUCUGUUUGUGUUUUGGGUAGGAAGAGUCUCUGUUCCUUUAUACUGUAAAUUUGGGGAUUUACUCAUGAAAUGGGGAAACAUGCAGUCAGACUGUGUCCAUUGUGCAAUGUAUUUUGCUGAGCAUUGACAAGAAGAAUGUAUUUGUGUUACUAAUGCGUUAAGACACUUUUCAAUUAACAUGAAUGUCAAUAUAAAUUGAUGGAAUAAUACAUCCCACUGCUAUGUACAUUUCUUCUCUAUCAUGCAUACACUGUUUUUUGCAGAACAGAACCACUGAUAUUGUUCGACUUUGGCAUUCUCAAAAACUCUUAAUUCCAAUAAACACUUUAUUAUUGCAGCA
Molecule: messenger RNA, 9947 nt
Organism: Hippocampus zosterae (dwarf seahorse)
Lineage: Eukaryota; Metazoa; Chordata; Actinopteri; Syngnathiformes; Syngnathidae
Product: mucin-2-like
Exons: 43
Coding region: 32-9262 (3076 amino acids)
Cellular component (GO): extracellular matrix
Molecular function (GO): protein binding
Source: RefSeq, a predicted model, not a curated record